This is a messenger RNA of Otolemur garnettii (small-eared galago), 1532 nucleotides long. RefSeq names its product dipeptidase 2. Lineage: Eukaryota; Metazoa; Chordata; Mammalia; Primates; Galagidae. Bases 1 to 1431 code for a protein of 476 amino acids. The transcript is spliced from 10 exons. Gene Ontology annotation, molecular function: metallodipeptidase activity. Gene Ontology annotation, biological process: proteolysis. The record is from RefSeq and is a predicted model, not a curated record.
AUGCAAACCACGAACCUCGAGGGUUCCCGCGCGUUCGGCAGGCGACCUCUGCUGUGCCUGCUGCUUCUGCUGUUCCUGCUGCUGCCGAAGCCUCUAACCCUCUCCCAGACGACGCCAGGCGCCUCCAGCGCCCCAACAAAGCUGGGCACCCUCACCACCCCAGGCGCCCCCAGCACCCAGGACCUGAGAGAGCGUGCGCGGGCCCUGAUGCGGGACUUCCCGCUUGUGGACGGCCAUAACGACCUGCCCCUGAUCCUGAGGCAGUUUUCCCAAAACCGGCUACAGGACGUUAACCUGCACAAUUUCAGCCAUGGCCAGACCAGCCUGGACAGGCUUAGAGAUGGCCUCGUGGGCGCCCAGUUCUGGUCGGCCUAUGUCCCAUGCCAGACUCAGGACAGGGAUGCUGUACGCCUCACCCUGGAGCAGGUUGACCUCAUUCGCCGUAUGUGUACCUCCUAUCCUGAGCUGGAGCUGGUGACCUCAGUUAAAGCUCUGAACAAUACCCAGAAACUGGCCUGCCUCAUUGGUGUGGAAGGUGGCCACUCGCUGGACAACAGCCUCUCCGUCUUGCGUACCUUCUAUGUGCUGGGAGUGCGCUACCUAACACUCACUCACACCUGCAACACACCCUGGGCAGAGAGCUCAGCUAAGGGUAUUCACCCUUUCUACAAUAAUGUCAGUGGACUGACCAGCUUUGGAGAGAAGGUGGUUGAAGAAAUGAACCACCUGGGCAUGAUGGUAGACUUGUCCCAUGCCUCGGACGCUGUGGCACAGCGGGUCCUGGAAGUGUCACAGGCACCAGUGAUCUUCUCCCACUCGGCAGCCCGGGGUGUGUGCAACAAUGCUCGAAAUGUUCCUGAUGACAUCCUACAGCUUCUGAAAAAGAAUGGUGGCAUCGUGAUGGUAUCUUUGUCUAUGGGAGUGCUGCAGUGCAACCAGUUAGCCAAUGUGUCCACUGUGGCAGAUCACUUCGACCACAUCAAGGCAGUCAUCGGUUCCAGGUUCAUCGGGAUUGGUGGAGAUUAUGAUGGGGCUGGCCAGUUCCCUCAGGGGCUGGAGGAUGUGUCCACAUACCCAGUACUGAUAGAAGAGUUGCUGAGUCGUGGCUGGAGUGAGGAAGAGCUUCAGGGCGUCCUUCGUGGAAACCUGCUCCGGGUCUUUGGACAAGUGGAACAGGUACGGGAGGAAAACAAGUGGCAGAGCCCCUUGGAGGACACAUUUCCAGAUGAGCAGCUGGACAGUUCUUGCCACUCCGUCAUCCCACGUCAGCAUCAGAGACAAUCACUGGUUUCAGACCAGAAAUUAACCAAGAUUCCAACACAUCAGACACCCAAGUUAUCCAAGUGGUCAUUCUCAAAGUCUUCCCCUGUUGUGGCCCCAGGCCUUAUAGUUGUUGUCACCUUCCCAGUCCUUAUCGUAUGGCUCUGGUGACCUAUUCAGUCCUGCCAGUUUCACUAUGGCAACUGCAGACACCCCACAACAUUCUCCUGUUGUGCAGGCACAAACAUUUUUUGAAAAUAAAGGUUUUGGAC